Messenger RNA from Cotesia congregata, 921 nucleotides. NCBI's taxonomy places the organism in Eukaryota, Metazoa, Arthropoda, Insecta, Hymenoptera, Braconidae. The record is from the annotation of a GenBank genome assembly.
AUGUUGAAUAUCCACACUGCGACAGAUUUUGACGACGCGAGAAUAAUAAAAGAGAUUUGGAAGUAUAAUUUAGCCACUGGUGUCUGGACGUGCUUGCCAGAGCAGCGAUUUUUCCCCACCAACAAUGAAAUUAUCCUGGGCAUGACUUUCAAGUCUGAAAAGUUGAUCGUAGUCACUUGGAACAAGUGUCAGUCAAAAGGAUACCUCUACACGCAUUACUUGAAAAACGAAAAUGAAGUUGAAAAAAUGACAACCAAGGGUCCACUGCCCAAACGAUUCUUUUCCCACAAUUUUAUAAGCCACGGGUCGUAUUUAUACACUAUAGGAAAUGACCGUGGCCUUGGAGUUUUUAGAAUAGAUCCAGAGACUGGAAUCUGGGAGAAAAUGUCUCCUGAUAAUGGCGAUGACUUCCCAGGAGACUAUGCUGAUAUUGAACUAGCGUUUGAUGGAAGAAAAAUUUAUGUGAUAUUUGUAAAACUUCGAGGAGAAAGAAUUCAUCUCAGGAUCAAUUUCGGAAUCGAUCACGUAGUAGAUCCUGAAACCAAGGAAACUAGUAUUGUAAUCUCUGGAGGAACGAUGGAUCGAAAAAUUUACAGUGAUGUUUGGCAGCUCAGGCUGUCAACGCUGCGAUGGACCUGCUUGAAUAAACUUGGAUCUAUUUUGCCUUUAGCUAUUUGUGAGCAUGAUGCGACUACUUCCCGAUAUGGCAAGAUGUACGUUUUUGGUGGAAGGAUUAAAAGGACAAAUAAUAGAUUGACUGAAGUAAAUUCUCUUUACUCAGCUUGGCUACGGAUACCAAAACUAGCAGACAUUUGCUGGGAAGCAGUUAAUUAUUAUUACAAAGAUUUAAAUUCUAAAACAGAUGAAGAACUGUUUGAACUUGGACUGCCAAUUAAAUUUGUGAGGUCUAGAUGCCAGUGA